Molecule: messenger RNA, 336 nt
Organism: Calliphora vicina (urban bluebottle blowfly)
Lineage: Eukaryota; Metazoa; Arthropoda; Insecta; Diptera; Calliphoridae
Exons: 2
Coding region: 1-336 (111 amino acids)
Source: RefSeq, a predicted model, not a curated record
AUGAAACUAAAAUUCAAAUUUAUUUCCAUACUCAUCAUAUUGCUUGGAUUUGUUUGUGCAUCCCAAGCUGGCACUUUUAAACCGUUUGUGCGCAGUCGUUACAGUUUACGUUGGCGUAAAACUACAGAGACGCCCAAAGCUUGGGACUCAUCAACUGCAUCCGGCAGUAAGGAGGACGUAGAAAAAAUCUCUUCAAAAACCAUCGACAUAUCAGAGAUCCCUACAGACAAUUCCAUACAAUUAACAACCGUCACGUCGUUACUGAAAACAUCCACACAUUCAACAGACUAUGAUUAUUAUAAUAAUGAGGUCGAAGAAGGAGAACACAAAAAUUAA